This is a messenger RNA of Medicago truncatula (barrel medic), 2964 nucleotides long. Its product is annotated as G-type lectin S-receptor-like serine/threonine-protein kinase At4g27290. NCBI's taxonomy places the organism in Eukaryota, Viridiplantae, Streptophyta, Magnoliopsida, Fabales, Fabaceae. Gene Ontology annotation, biological process: recognition of pollen; protein phosphorylation. Gene Ontology annotation, cellular component: plasma membrane. The transcript has 7 exons. The record is from RefSeq and is a predicted model, not a curated record. The coding region runs from base 96 to 2624 and encodes 842 amino acids. Gene Ontology annotation, molecular function: ATP binding; protein serine/threonine kinase activity.
UAUAUAUAUAUUGUAUAAUCCACACAUCCACACUGACUAGAGACGAGAAAAAUACAAAUAUAACUUGUAUUUGCAUCAAAUUCAAUCAUUCCAAAAUGACCAAUACCCUUCCUAUCAUAAUGCUUUUAAUUAUUUCCAAUUUAUUGUUCUUCUUCUCUCAAUUAUCAACCGCAAUUGAUACAAUAACCCAAUUCCAAUCUCUUGAUGAUGGUAACACUUUGGUUUCUAAUGAUGGAACCUUUGAGUUAGGCUUUUUCACACCAGGUAGUUCAACAAAUCGCUACGUGGGAAUAUGGUACAAAAAUAUCCCAAAAAGAAGAAUAGUUUGGGUUGCAAACCGUGAUAAUCCAAUCAAAGACAACACCUCCAACUCAACCAUGUUGAUCAUGAGCAAUGAUGGAAACCUUGAAAUACUUACCAACAACAAUCAAACACUUGUUUGGUCAACAAACAUCACAACACAAUCUUUGUCAACUACAAGUUCUCAUGUUGCUCAACUAUUAGACAAUGGAAACUUUGUAAUCAAAGCCAACAACAAUACUGAUCAACAAAGUAAUAAUUUCUUAUGGCAAGGUUUUGAUUUUCCUUGUGAUACUUUGUUGCCAGACAUGAAGCUUGGAUGGGACCUAAAAACCGGUCUUAAUCGUCAAUUAACUUCAUGGAAAAAUUGGGAUGAUCCGUCUUCGGGAGAUUUUACUUGGGCUAUUGUCCUUCGUAGUAAUCCAGAAAUUGUAUUGAAAAAAGGAUCAGUUGAGAUUCAUAGGAGUGGUCCUUGGAAUGGAGUUGGAUUUAGUGGAGCACCCGCGGUGACUGUUACUCAAAUUGUCGAAACAAAAUUUGUGAACAAUACAAAUGAAGUUUACUACACAUAUAGUCUUGUAAACAAGAGUAAUGUUUCAAUAACUUAUUUGAACCAAACACUUGAGAAGCGUCAACGCAUUACAUGGAUUCCAGAAGAUAAUGAUUGGAGGGUUUAUGAGGAAGUACCAAGAGAUGAUUGUGAUGCCUAUAAUCCUUGUGGACCUUAUGGAAAAUGUAUUCCUAAUGAGUCUCCAAUUUGUCAAUGUUUAGAAGGGUUUGAACCUAAAUCGCCACAAAAUUGGGACACAUUUAAUUGGACACAAGGAUGUGUGCGAAAAGGCGAAGAAACAUGGAAUUGUGGUGUGAAUGAUGGUUUUGGAACAUUUUCUAGUUUGAAAUUGCCAGAAACAACACAUGCUUGGGUUGAUGGUAAUAUGACACUUGAGAAUUGUAAGAACAAAUGCUUGGAAAAUUGUUCUUGCAUGGCUUAUUCAAACUUAGAUGUUAGGGGAGAUGGUAGUGGUUGUUCUAUAUGGUUUGGUGAUCUUAUCGGUUUGAAACAAGUUUCAUCAGUUCAACAAGAUCUUUAUGUUCGAAUGGAUGCUUCCACAGUAGAUCCGAAUGGAGAUGUUUCUGGUGGAAAUAAGAACAAUCAUACUUUGGUAAUUGCAAUCACUGUUCCGUUGGUCAUUGUUUUGUUACUGGUGGUCAUAGUCUUCUACGUUUACAAGAGAAAAAGAAAGCAAAGAGGUGUGGAAGAUAAAUCAGAGAAUAUUAAUUUACCCGAAAAGAAAGAUGAAGACGAACAAGAUUUUGAGCUUCCAUUCUUCAAUCUGUCUACAAUAAUUGAUGCCACCAAUGACUUCUCCAAUGAUAACAAGCUUGGAGAAGGUGGUUUUGGACCGGUAUAUAAGGGUACACUUGUUCUAGACAGACGAGAGAUUGCCGUCAAAAGGCUUUCAGGAAGUUCAAAACAAGGAACAAGAGAAUUUAAAAAUGAAGUUAUUUUAUGUUCGAAACUUCAACACCGAAAUCUUGUCAAGGUUCUUGGUUGUUGUAUUCAAGGAGAAGAGAAAAUGCUUAUCUAUGAAUAUAUGCCGAACAGAAGCUUAGAUUCAUUUCUUUUUGAUCAAGCUCAGAAGAAACUUUUAGAUUGGUCCAAGCGCUUUAACAUCAUAUGUGGAAUCGCUCGUGGACUUAUUUAUCUUCAUCAAGAUUCUAGAUUGAGGAUCAUACAUAGAGAUCUAAAACCAAGUAACAUUUUGCUAGAUAAUGAUAUGAACCCGAAAAUAUCAGAUUUUGGCUUGGCAAAAAUUUGUGGUGAUGAUCAAGUUGAGGGGAAUACAAACAGAGUAGUUGGGACACAUGGUUAUAUGGCUCCCGAGUAUGCCAUUGAUGGGUUAUUCUCCAUAAAAUCCGAUGUAUUUAGCUUUGGCAUAUUACUGCUAGAGAUUGUAAGUGGAAGGAAAAAUAAAGGGCUUUCGUAUCCAAGCGACAAACACAAUCUUGUUGGGCAUGCUUGGAGGUUGUGGAAAGAAGGAAACUCAAAAGAAUUGAUUGAGGAUUGUUUCGGGGACUCAUACAUUCUAUCUGAAGCUUUACGUUGCAUACAAGUUGGUCUUUUAUGUCUACAACAUCAUCCAAAUGACAGGCCUAAUAUGGUUUCAGUGCUUGCGAUGUUGACGAAUGAAACUGUUUUAGCUCAACCAAAGGAACCUGGUUUCGUAAUACAAAUGGUCUCUACUGAAAGAGAAUCUACAACGGAAAACUUAAUUUCUUCGUCCAUCAAUGAAGUCACUAUUUCAUUAUUGGAUGUCAGAUGAAAAUUUUCUUUAUAUAUUUAUGUGUCAUAUGAACCUGCUUGGUCAGAUUAUAAUCGACACUUAGAUAUGUCCUUUGCUCAUGUAAAACAUAUAAUACUCUAGUAUAUGAUCUAAGACUGAGACUUCAAUUAUGAAUUGAGACAUAUAUGAUUAUGUGAAGAAGGGUUUGAAGGAAAAUGCUGGAACUGUUAUUUGAUUCCAAGAAAUAGUAGCUCUAACUCUUAUUUGGUUUCUAAUUUGGUUUGUAUGAUCUAGACUGAGACAAAAUUAUGGCGAAAAGUAUAUGCUUAAGGGAUGAAGAAAAUUAUGAUAUAGCAUUAAAAUUGUUUUCUUGUGUUGA